Linum tenue is the source of this 2049-nucleotide messenger RNA. The record is from the annotation of a GenBank genome assembly. Lineage: Eukaryota; Viridiplantae; Streptophyta; Magnoliopsida; Malpighiales; Linaceae.
GGCACACAAUUAUACGAGAAGAGGACAAACGCGAAUCACACCACCUGUUUUCCUCAUCGUACGUUCUCUCUCUCAUCCUCUCGUUUAUAAUCCAAUCACCACUUCCCCCGCCCCACACAAUCAUUUAUCACACUCUCCCCAAACUACCAAAAGAAAAAACUCCACCGCCGAACUUCCGCUCCUCCCUCCACCGUCAUGGCGGCGACGAUGACGAUGAAAAUGAUGACCAUAUCCCCCUUUCCCGGCCGCGGCCGCAGGCCCCCUCCGCCGUCAUCAUCCGUACCCGGUUCCACCUCCACCUCCAUCUCCACGUCCACCACCACCGCCGCGCCGCCGCCGCAGCCGCAGCCGAUCCCGGGGUCGCACGGGUGGCCGAUAGUGGGGCCGAUGACGGACAGGCUGGACUACUUCUGGUUCCAAGGGCCCGACGAGUUCUUCAGGAAGCGGAUGGAGAAGUACGGGUCGGCGGUGUUCCGUACGAACGUGCCGCCGAGCUUCCCGUUCUUCGGCGGCGGGGUGAACCCGAACGUGGUGGCGGUGCUGGACUGCAAGUCGUUCGCCCACAUGUUCGACGCGGAGGUCGCCGACAAGAGGGACGUCCUCGUCGGCGACUUCAUGCCCAGCGUGGCCUUCACCGGCAACGUCAGGACCUGCGCCUAUCUCGACACUUCCGAGCCCAAGCACGCUCAGAUAAAAAAGUUUGCGAUGGACAUCCUGAAGCGGAGCUCCAAGGUGUGGAUAUCCGAGCUGCAGUCCAACCUGGACGAGAUGUGGACGACGGUGGAAGCCGACUUGUCAUCCAAGGGCACCGCCAGCUUCUUCCUCCCGCUCCAGCAGUGCCUCUUCAAGUUCCUCACCAAGUCCAUCGUCGGCGCUGACGUGUCGGCGUCGCCGGACAUCGCCAAGUCGGGGCCCACCAUCAUCGGCGCCUGGCUCGCCUUCCAGCUCCUCCCUACAGUCAGCAUCAACGUCGUCCAGCCACUGGAGGAAAUUUUCCUCCACUCCUUUCGUUACCCUUCUUUCCUCGUCAGCGGCGGUUACAACAAGCUCGCGGAUUUCAUCAAGUCACAAGGACAAGAGGUGGUCCAACUCGGCGUGACUCAAUACGGACUCAGCGAGGACGAAGUGGUUCACAACUUGCUCUUCAUCCUGGGCUUUAACGCCUUCGGUGGCUUCUCCGUCUUUCUUCCCAGUCUAUUCGGCCGGUUACUCAGCGAUAAAACCGGUUUACAAGACCGGCUCCGAGUCGAGGCCAGGGAAAAUGGAGGACCAAACCUAACAUUCGACUCGGUCAAGCAAAUGCCCCUCGUCCAAUCCGUCGUCUACGAGACCCUCCGGCUCAGCCCGCCGGUCCCGACCCAGUUCGCCCGAGCCAGGAAGGACUUCACGCUCAGCUCGAACGACGCAUCGUACGAGAUCAAGAAGGGCGAGCUGUUGUGCGGGUUCCAGCCGCUGGUGAUGCGGGACCCGACGGUCUUCGACGACCCGGAGACGUUCAAACCGGACCGGUUCGUGGGCGAGAAGGGGGCCGAGCUGCUGAACUACCUGUACUGGUCGAACGGUCCGCAGAGCGGUUCGCCCAGCGAGCACAACAAGCAGUGCGCGGGGAAAGACUACGUGACGCUCACGGCGGCGCUGAUCGUGGCGCACAUGUUGCGGCGGUACGAUUCGGUCGGUGGGGAAGGUUUGAAUAUCACGGCGCCACUUGAAAAGGCCAAGUGACGGUGGACGGGGGUAUUGAUCAAUAUCCACGGUUGUGAUUGGAUGCAGUAAGAUGGGUGCAGGGAGAAUAUUGUGUAUGUAAAGGAAAUAAACCUGAACUGCUAGGCUGGUAUGGUUUGAGUAUGCAAUAAUGAAAGCCGUACGUAUACGGUAUACAUAUGCUGAAUUAGUAGGGGCAGUGGCGUAGCCAUAUUUUAAACCGAUGGAGGUCCUUACAAAAAUAAUAAUACUAAAAUCUAUUUAUCUAUUGAAGUUUGAGUUUAUUCAAGUUCUUAAAUACAACCAGUACUCGCAAGAUUAUUGGGUCCAAGUCUGAACCAUCAUUGC